Durusdinium trenchii is the source of this 3960-nucleotide messenger RNA. The record is from the annotation of a GenBank genome assembly. Lineage: Eukaryota; Dinophyceae; Suessiales; Symbiodiniaceae.
AUGCGCUGCUUGGGGCUGUUUCUGGGCGUCGUCAUCCUUUGCAGGCUGGGCAGGACGUUCCUGUCUUCGACGCAGAGGUUCCACCGAACGAGGAUUCCACUUCGUGCAGAGGAGGAUGGCAUCCUGGAUGGAACCUUUAAGGAGGUGGCCUCCACCCUCAUCGGCGCAUCGCCCCUGCCGGGUGUGGAGAAGGAGGCGCACGAGGCCUACCAGGAAGGCUUGAACGCCCAAACCUCGGGUGAUCUCGCGACCGCCGUGCGCUCGUAUGCGCAGGCCUUGCGACUGGAGUCCGAUCCCUACGAUCGUAGCUACAUCCUGUACAACCUAGGGCUUUGCUUCGCUGAGAAUGGUGAAUACACUAAAGCUGCGAAGUAUUACAUGAUGGCAAUCGAUCAGAACUACGAGCUCUGCUCCGCCUGGAACAAUCUGGGCGUCAUUUUCCACGUGCAGGGCAUGAAGGCGGAGCAGGACUAUCGCUCCGAGCGCGCUGAGGCGCUCUUCGCCAAGGCGGCGCAGUAUUGGAACCGGGCGGCCAGCUGCUCUCCUGGCACCUACAUGGAUGCCGAGCAAUGGCUUCUGCGGACGGGCCGCGCACAGGGCGAUUGGUUGACCGGAAGGUUCACCGUCAUGGCACGAUGGCCCGACACCGCGGUGACCGACCCUCGACCAUCGAACGGGUUUUGGGCACGGUCCGGUGACCGAGAGGACCGCGUGUCGCGUGGCCGAGUGGUUGCAGUGGCUGCAGUGCAGGAUGUUUGGGGUCGGGUGGACAUCGUCACGCAUGCAAAAGCAUCGGAUCCAUGGGAGUGGAACAGGCGCGUGAACGACACGGCGGUGAUCGUCCGGCGGCAAGCGACGAAGAUCUUGAGCGCCUUUGUGCCGUGGCGAAGAGAAGAUAUGGAGGGAGGAUGGAGAAUGGCAAGCUCCAUCAUGGCAGUGCUCAAUCAUCCAGACCAUCCGGAUGUAAUACCCGUGACGUUGGAUUUGCUUCGUCGUUCCACCGACUCCGACGCGCUGCGAAACUUGGUGAUGGGCACCUUUGAGCUCUUGUGGUUCAUGGACGACGAGCCGACUCCGGAGGUGCGACGCCGGGAGGACGCCGAGGUGUCCGCCGAAAACGGCCGGAGCGGAGCGGAGCGGAGCCCAUCGGCGGCCAAGCAACUCUCACGUGUGGUGGAUGCCUCCAGGGCCAUGGUCCGAGCCCCAGCGACAAUGGAGGAGAAGGUGAGCCGGUCCACGUUGGGCGAUAUCCUCAACGAGCUCCUGCGGCGCUUUCGGAAGACCAUCGGCUCGCGGAAGAACUCCAAAGGCUACGAGUUCGCCAUCCGCCGCUGGACCACCUUGAUUCUCAACGAGUUUGUGCAGCUCAGGCGCUUUGCGCACAAGUUUGGUGCGCGAGAGACUGGGGGAGAGGGAGGGAGAGAGAGUUUGUGCCCCAGCCAGGCGCCGUGGGAGCAGUGGCACAUGCGUCGUAGCCUGCUGAGCACCCUGGAAGCCUUCGCCACAGCGCAGCCUAAGGAUCUGCUGGUGCACCUUCGGCCGUUGACCAUCUAUUUAGCUCUGGAGGAUACAUCGACGCCAGAAGAGCAGUGGGUGGCGAUCAAGGUUUGCCGCAUCCUCUCCUCGGUCCUUCCCUACGUGGCGGAGAGGCGUGGGCUCAUGGAUCAUCGUCAGGUCCAAGCGGACCUGCAGGCCUUAAUCCGAAGCCAGCCCUCCAGUGGCGUGCAUGAAGCGGUGCGCUGCUUGUGCCUGGUUGUGAAGUAUGUGACGGGAGACCUCCCGCAGAUCGUGACGCACUUGAAUGUGGCUGUGCCAUCCCUGAGCAAGCUUUGCAGCAUCGCCGAACAAAAGCCAGGGAGUUUGGAUCGCAUUCAAAUCAUGUACAUGAGUCGACAAGCUUGGGUGUUAUCCUCGAUCCUGGAGACCUUGUCGGUGGACGACUACGCCCGGAGCCCCGAGAUCGCCCACGGUGCCCACGGUGCCAACGGUCUUCGUCUUUCGACCCGGGACUCCGACCCAGUGGAAUGGUGUUUGGACCUGGACAAGAAGCCCAAGCGACGCUUGUUGCCCCGGAGUGAGCUGAAGUUUGACUUCGUGGGCAAUUCUGUGGCGGGCACCGUGGCCGAUUUGCUGCUGAGGCUCAACGAGUUGGGCGAGCCACAGCUACGGGCAGUGGCUGCCUCGUGCAUGGGCUUCUUCUUGAAGGGUCAGCGGACCUACACGAAGGACCCCCGCAUCAGCGAGCUGCUGUCGGGCGCCUUGAGCAGCGGCGACUUGCUGCUGUGCCGCCGGGCGCUCGAGACGCUCUCCACGCUGCUGGGCUUCUUUCGCAAUGAGGCUGAGAAGGAGUCCAAGGCCAAUGCCGCUGACUUCGCCGAUUCCCGCGACGGGCAGGCCGUCGCCCGCGCGCGGUCCGGCGCCAACCGGCUCCACGGCCGCCAGGUGCUGGGACACACGGAUGGUAAGGCAUCCAAGACCAACUCGGCGAUCGAGGCCGCGCAGCCCUUGGCGGCGUUCUCUGAUCAAGUCUUAGCGCAUAUCACGCUGGCCGGCAGCGUGGGCCCAGCUGCGUUGAAGCCGAAGAAACCUCCGAAGCGCUCACGAAGCGGGGAACACGAGGAGCGGGACGGCUUUACUUUGGAGGACCUGGAAGCCCAACGUGCGGAGAGCGUCCUGCGCGUGCGGGUGGAGGCGCUGGCGGUGGCACGGCACCUGCAUCAGCAGGGCUUGGUGAAUCCCAUGACGGUGCUCCCCAAGGUCUUUGCGUUGGCCUUCGCCAGCGAAUGGCGGCUUUCAGAGCCGGCGACGACGAUGCUGAAAGAGAUGUUGGAGCUGAGACCGCAGCUGUUGCUUAACCGCCUGGAGGAAUCCUUCCGCGAAUCCUUCAUCGCGCUGCUGUCUGCACCAUUGCACCUCCAGCCGCACCUCCAGGUGCUCGGCACACAGCAGCUGGCUGGCUUGGGUGAGGUCUAUGCCGAACGCUUCCGCAAGCAGAAAGCCUUGCGCGACGGCUUUCUGCGGAAGGCCUUGCAGCAACUGCAGAAAGUGCCCACGGGCCAGUGCGAGGACCGCUUCGCCGAGUUGGCCGCCUUGGGCGUCGGGGCUCCUGGCCGACGUCGAGCGGAGGCGUCUCACAGUGAAAGGAAGGAGUCGGUUGCAGCCGCGCAGCAGCUACCGCUCCGUCAGCGGCAACAACUGCUGUACUCCCAGAUAUCCAGCGAUUUGAUCACGUCCGAAGCCUGGCCAGCCUUCAAUCCUCCAAUCCAAUUGGCGAUCCUGCGAUCCAGUUCAUUGCCGGAGCCAUCAGCUGCUCGGUCGGCGUUCCGGGAGGCGUUCCAGGGGCUGCCGGCACCUGUGGCAUCGCGAUCCGCCGCCACCGGAGCAGGCGAGUUCGACGUGGGCGGGGAGAAGGUCUUCCUGUCCGCACUUUCGGUGGUCACAAGUGUGGUCCUGAAGAGCGUGAUGAAACGAGAAUACAAUCUCUCAGCAGAGCAAUGUGCGACCUUCAAUCCAAGGGACAUCCGACAGGAACGCAUUGGUCGAUCGAUGGCCAUGUUCCAGCGCGAGGGGGCUGGGACGAACCCUGUGCGGAACCGCUUUCCCGCGGCCGAGUGGCUGGAAAAGGUGAUGCCCUUGGUGAAGAACUUCUCCAACUCCCCCGAGAUCGCGGCCUACAUUUGGGAGCUCACCGAUGCCGAUCCCUGGGAUGACAGCCGUGCGCGGCACGAGCACAAGCUCUCCGCGCUCGAGGGCCGCCGCACCAGGGGCAGCCGCGCCGCUGCCGGCGCGGCGCAGGCGGCGACGCCCAGCCGCGCGGGGCGGAAGCCGAAGACGAAGAUGGAGCCGAAGAAGAAGGGGCGGAGGCAGGGUGUCCUUCUUUUCUUUCCCCUUUUCGAGAAGACAUUUCUUGGGCGAAGAUGGGUUUUGGGCGAAGUGGAUGGGAGUUACACCUCGGAGUAG